AUGCCAGCUGAGGAGGAAUCAAGCCAACUUCUUGGCAAGAAGACUGAUGAGCGUGUAUCCUAUAAUACUAUCAGCGCAAGUUCCAGUAGUGCGAAUUUGAGUGGUGGCGAGUCUUCUUCAAGUUCGACUGUCAAUGAGAAUGUAGAUACUGGAAAGCCUCCAAUUUCUGGACUACGAUUUGUAGUGGUGUGCUUAUCGCUUUACUUUGGAGUGUUUGUAGCAGCUUUAGAUGGUACUGUGGUUACCUCGCUGUUGAGUCACAUCGCAUCCGACUUGAAUGAAUUGCCGAGAAUUUCCUGGAUUGCUACGGGAUACCUUGUAGCUUGUGCUGCUUUCCAACCUCUUUAUGGCAAACUGUCCGAUAUCUUUGGAAGAAAAGAUGUUCUCAUGUUCUGUAACAUUGCAUUUGGCGCUGGCUGCCUGAUGUGUGGAUACUCCAAUUCUUUUGUUUCUCUUGUAUUGGGCAGAAUCAUCUCUGGUGUAGGCGGUGGUGGUAUGCUUUCGUUGUCUACAAUUGCUCUCAGUGACCUUGUAUCAUUAAGACAGAGAGGAGUUUAUCAGGGAUUUGGUAAUAUUGCUUUUGGCAUUGGAGCUGGAGUUGGCGGUAUUUUUGGUGGUAUCGUCACCUCCAGAUAUGGAUGGCGGAUGGCCUUCAACUCACAAGUGCCUGCCGUUCUGAUUUCCUCCUUGUUGGUGGCUGUAUUCACACCCCAGACAAGACCUACCACCAAUGAAUUGGUUCCUGUUCAAGAGGGAUCGGCUAUUGAAGAUGCCUAUGAAACUGAACAUCACAUAUCAGCCAAUACUGAAUCCCACAAUGUGAAGUAUGUUAAAAAGAACAACCUUUCCAGAGUGGAUUUUUCAGGUUCUUUUACUCUUGUGUCUAGUUUGAUCUUCCUGAUGCUUGCAAUUUCAACCGGCGGGAGACAGUUCCCUUGGACUCAUCCUUUCAUUGUCGGAUGUUUUGCAACCGCCUUUUUCUUUGUUGGACUAUUUGUUUAUAUUGAAUUGAAGGUUGCAAAGGAACCUGUCCUCCCCUUACAACUGUUUACCCAUCGAACAAUCGUGGCUUCUGCUACCACGAACAUGUUUAUGACCAUGAGUGUAUACGGAGUUCUGUUUUUCGUACCUGUAUGUCUUACAUCAGUAUAUGACAUGAACCCAACUCAAGUUGGUCAGCGACUUAUAUCUAAUUUUGUUGGUGUGGCCCUCGGUUCUUUUGGUGCUGGUCUCUAUAUGAAAUCCACUGGUAAAUAUUACACUCUUGGAAUAUUGGCUCCCCUUCUUUAUAUUGUUGGAAUCACAGUUAUCUGUUUACCCAGUUUCCUGUCUGUUACUUUAUGGCAACAUGUUUCUCUAUUUAUUAACGGUACUGGCUAUGCUGCUAUGUUAACGGUAACCCUCCUAGCAUUGAUUGCUGCAGUGCCACAUGAGUUUCAGGCCGUAACAACAUCAAUCCAGUAUGCCUUCCGAGGCAUAGGGUCUACUUUGGGUGUAUCUAUUGCUUCAUCCAUUUUCCAGAACACUCUCGCAUCACAAUUACGAACCAGUGUUACCGGACCUGAUGCUGAACAAGUUAUUCAGCGGGUCCUUGGAUCGGUUGAGGAAAUCCGAAAGAUUCCUAUUGAAUAUCAGCCGGCGGUCAUUGCCUCUUAUAACAGCGCAUGCAUAGCUGUCUUUGUCACGUCGCUGGUUUUAGCUGUCGUUGGCACCAUCACCUCUGCUCUCAUGGAAGAGCAUGAAUUGCAUAGUAACAUAAAUAGAGACGAAGAACCUCAAGUUGAGGUUUAA
Molecule: messenger RNA, 1791 nt
Organism: Sugiyamaella lignohabitans
Lineage: Eukaryota; Fungi; Ascomycota; Dipodascomycetes; Dipodascales; Trichomonascaceae
Gene: VBA1
Product: Vba1p
Exons: 1
Coding region: 1-1791 (596 amino acids)
Biological process (GO): basic amino acid transport; transmembrane transport
Cellular component (GO): fungal-type vacuole membrane
Molecular function (GO): basic amino acid transmembrane transporter activity
Source: RefSeq, a predicted model, not a curated record